UCUCGGUGUUGCGCGAGCAGGUGGUGUUGGCGGUGCGUCAGGAGUACGUGCCCCUUGGGGACCAAGUUGUGAGGCUACACGACGGCGACGAGGUGGCUGUCAUCCCGCCCCUUAGCGGGGGUUAAUCAAGUUCAGGGAUGGCUGAGGAUGUGGAUGGUCCACGUGACCUCAUCAAGCUCACUCAUGAGAGGCUCUCCUCCGAUGCAGUGUCUUCCUCCGUCACCUGUCCAUCCUGUGGAGCCAUAUCUCUGUUUAUCGGAACAACGAGAGACAAUUUUGAAGAGAAGAAAGUUGUCCAGCUGGAGUACGAGGCAUAUGUCCCCAUGGCUGAGCUGGAGAUGAAGAAGAUUUGCACCAGCAUAAGAACAAAAUGGCCGUCAGUGAGACAUAUCUGCAUCCAACACAGACUGGGUGUGGUUCCUGUCACUGAGGCCAGUGUGAUUGUGGGGAUUUCGUCCCCUCACCGGGUCGACUCUUUGGAGGCUGUCCGGUUCUGCAUUGACACCCUGAAGGCCACGGUACCCAUCUGGAAAAAGGAGGUCUAUGAAACUGAAGAUCCCGUGUGGAAACAGAACAAGGAGUGUUUGUGGUCAAGUGGCGGGAAAAAGUAGAAAACAUACCGUAGGCCUACAGUGCUCAGUAGAUUUGGCAGUGCUAAUGCAACAUGUAGAAGAGGGUCAAAGUUGUUAACGCUUGUGUGGUUGGUCCAACUGUAAGUGCUGAAUUAACACUGGGGAUUUACUGAAUGUUCAGCCCACAAGUUUACCAAAGAGACUGAUGCAUUAUGGCAUGUACAAAGUCAUUUACACCUUCAAUACUUCGUUUUUGGGAAAUACAUUUUAUUGUAGUAUUUUUCCAUUUGGUCAGAUCUAUUUGUAUAAACACAAAAUCGAAAUUGUUUUAUGACAGAUUUGUCAACAUACCACACAUAGGCCUGUAGACAUUUCCAUGAUUGAGAUACAUUAUCAUGUAUAUCAGGUGUGCUAAAUUAAGAGAUAAUUAGUAAGUGAAGAAAAACAGUUAAAAUAAUGCAAUGAAUGUUGACUAUUUUAUGUGAAGAUUCUGAGGUGCCUUGAAUUGUUAUUAAAGAUAUCUAUUUACUGUAAAAAAAAAUAAAAAAAAAUGUGUUUGUCUUUACUUGGUCUGUGCAACAUAAAUAGGCUACUUCGAUUCAACUUAUAGGUCCAGCCUUUUCUUGGAACCAAUAUCCUUAUACCGGUAAAUAAAUAAAAUCAGAAUACAACUAUGAAUAGAAUCCCUAGAAUACAAGGGAUCCUUAGAACACUCCCAUGGUUUCAAAAUCUACCGUCAA
This is a messenger RNA of Engraulis encrasicolus (European anchovy), 1312 nucleotides long. RefSeq names its product molybdopterin synthase catalytic subunit. NCBI's taxonomy places the organism in Eukaryota, Metazoa, Chordata, Actinopteri, Clupeiformes, Engraulidae. The transcript is spliced from 5 exons. Gene Ontology annotation, biological process: Mo-molybdopterin cofactor biosynthetic process. The record is from RefSeq and is a predicted model, not a curated record. Gene Ontology annotation, cellular component: cytosol. The coding region runs from base 138 to 611 and encodes 157 amino acids. Gene Ontology annotation, molecular function: molybdopterin synthase activity.